Messenger RNA from Benincasa hispida (wax gourd), 1357 nucleotides. RefSeq lists its product as uncharacterized. Gene Ontology annotation, molecular function: DNA-binding transcription factor activity; protein binding. The record is from RefSeq and is a predicted model, not a curated record. Gene Ontology annotation, cellular component: nucleus. Gene Ontology annotation, biological process: regulation of flower development. NCBI's taxonomy places the organism in Eukaryota, Viridiplantae, Streptophyta, Magnoliopsida, Cucurbitales, Cucurbitaceae.
AAUACAAAGCCCACAAAUAAAUUUUCAGGGCUACUCUCAGUCUAGGACCUUUUUUCCUGGGAUUCGGGAGAAGGGUUUUUUUUUUUUUUCUUUUCCAAUUAUUAGGGACUUGCUUUUGCUCUCCAAAGCUUUGGAAAUGUAUGCUGAAACUGAGCAUUUGCUUCCUUAUUUCCAGAAUUUCUCUGAUGAAUUUCAACUAGCAAAGGAUUUCUGUAAAACCCACAAGCUUGAUUCUCCAUUGAGCAACAUGGUUCAGACAUCAACAGUAUGUGAAUACAACAUGGGAGGUGAAGGUGACCUAUUCAAAGCUCCAGAGCCAAUUAUCGAGGAAUCGUUUUCGAGUCUCAAUCCUAUGAUGGCUGCAAUUUCAAUGAUGUCCUUUGGCAACCCCAUCUCCUUGGAUGGACUUAAAGAUACAGAUUUUGAAUCACUUCAAAAUGAUCAGCUCUUGAGUGAGGUUUACUAUGAAUGUGAGAAGGAUCUUUUAGAGAAAGCAGCAAUACAAACACCGCUGUCUGAAGUUUUCGAUCUUAGGAGUCAGACUUCAAGUACGGAUGACAAUCAUAUUCCAGAAAACAAACCAGUUCCUGAUGCAACACUUCAGAAGAGUGUUAGCUCAGGAUGCUUAAGGUCAAUGGACUGGAUGCAAGGCCCUGCAAUGAAGUCCAGUAUUUUAGAUUUUAGUGGAAUGGAUAUCAGUGAGGUCUACGGGAUGCGGCGGGCAUUUAGCGAAGGCGAUAUCAAGACUCUUAGUAAUGGCAAUGGGAGCCAGUUCCAUUCUCCUCUCGAGAGGCCACCGCUAGUCAGCAAUUGCACCGCAGAAGAACGCAAAGAAAAACUCUCAAGAUACCGAAACAAGAGGACAAAAAGGAACUUUGGCAGAAAGAUCAAGUAUGCUUGCAGAAAGGCUCUGGCUGACAGUCAACCAAGAAUCAGAGGAAGGUUUGCCAAGACAGAAGAAUCUGAGAUGAGGAGGCAAUGAUAUUCUGAGGAAAACCAAUGGUUAGAAGAAGAAUCUGCAAUUAGUUUCUUUAGAAGGACUGAAAUGAAAUAUGUAGAAGAUAGAUUUGUAAAUAGUGUUUGCUUAAUAAAAACAAAAAGAAAAUGAAAAAGAAGAAGAAGAAGAAGCAAAAGUGUUUGUUCAUAGUAGUGCUGCUCUGUAAUGUUCAUGGUUGUAUUUUCUAAUUCAAGUUCUAUGAUCUGUAUCACUUACAGUUCCAAUUAUGGCUCCUUAAAACAUUGUCUCAAACAAUGUUUAAGUUCAUUUCAUUAUUUCAAGGUUUUGAUCUGAACUCAAACUAUGUGGAGUUUAGAAACUUCAGAGUAAAGUUGAGUUCUCCAAGGAGACAAUUCUUCA